ACAGUCAGAUUUCAGAGCUUCUGUUCUAUAUCUAUUCAUUCGUUUUCUUUUCCCUCCUACUCGUUAGCAGUUUUCGUUUCCCAAACACGUUCCUUCGCCAUGUCCGAUCUUGGCUCCGAUCUUCCCGCUGCCGCCGCCGCUCUCAGUGCUGAGGAUCGUGCUGGUCUCGUGAAUGCACUCAAGGACAAGCUCCAGCUCUUGGCUGGGCAACAUGUGGACAUCCUGGAGACACUGCCACCCAAAGUCAGGCAACGCGUGGAAAUUCUCAGAGAUCUGCAGAGUCAACAUGAUGAGGUGGAGGCUAAAUUUUUAGAGGAGCGAUCACAGUUGGAAGCUAAAUACCAGAAGCUCUAUGAACCGCUUUACUCAAAAAGAUAUGAGAUUGUCAAUGGUGUGGUAGAGGUUGAAGGAGUUACAAAUGAAGCAGUACCAGAAGAAGGCAACAAACCUGCAGAAGAGAAAGGAGUACCUGACUUCUGGCUAACUGCAAUGAAGACUAAUGAAACACUGGCGGAAGAGAUUACUGAACGCGAUGAAGGGGCCCUCAAAUAUCUUAAAGAUAUCAAGUGGUGUAGAAUUGACGAUCCUAAGGGCUUCAAGCUGGAUUUUUAUUUUGAUUCUAAUCCUUAUUUCAAGAAUUCCGUGCUGACAAAAACAUAUCACAUGAUUGACGAUGAUGACCCUAUAUUAGAGAAAGCAAUAGGGACGGAGAUUGAGUGGCAUCCAGGAAAGUGCUUGACACAAAAGGUUCUUAAGAAAAAGCCAAGGAAAGGAUCAAAAAAUGCUAAACCCAUCACAAAAACAGAAAAAUGUGAAAGUUUCUUCAACUUUUUCAAUCCUCCCGAGGUCCCUGAGGAUGAUGAUGAUAUUGAUGAGGAUGCUGUUGAAGAACUCCAGAAUUUGAUGGAACGUGAUUAUGACAUUGGUUCUACAAUCCGGGACAAAAUUAUUCCUCAUGCUGUGUCAUGGUUCACGGGGGAGGCUGCACAGAGUGAUUUUGAGGAUAUAGAUGAAGUUGAUUAUGAUGAUGAAGAAGGUGAUGGGGAUGAGGAUGAGGAUGAGGAUGAGGAGGAGGAGGAGGAGGAGGAGGAAGAGGAGGAAAAGAAAGGGAAGAGCAGGAGUAAGAGUGGUGGCAGGGUCAAACCUGGUAAGGAUCAGCCGACAGAGCGCCCUCCUGAAUGCAAGCAGCAGUAGUGUUUGGCUGUGUACAAACAGACCUGGAUAUGUUUAGUUUCAGAGAAGUAAUUACUGUAGAGCCUGGGUUAUUUCAGUCAUAAUUUGCAAUUUAAUGAUUAUCAUCAUUAUUAUUAUUUUCUGCUCUUUUUUAUUGGGCUGGGGGUUGGCGGUGGUAUUUUUUUAAGUCUCUGCUUGGGUUUCUUUGAGUUGCCCUGUUAUUUGGAUUUUAUUUCUCUCUGGUUUUAGUGUUUUCUGAAAAAAGAAAAAGUAAAGUGCUAAGUAUAUUUGUGUCGUUGUUCAUAUUUAUAGUGGAUUAUAAUAUGAAACUGUACAGAUCUGCUUACAUUUUUCUGCUUCUGCUUGGGUUUCCUGGGUUGGUUGAUCUGUGUCCUGUGUGAUGGAUUUUAUUUCUCUCUCGUUUUAUUCAUUUUGUAUUAGCAUUUGAAACUGUACAGAUCUGCGUAUAAUUUCUGAAAGAAAGAAAAGUGAUAAGUA
Messenger RNA from Glycine soja, 1671 nucleotides. RefSeq names its product nucleosome assembly protein 1;4-like. Bases 100 to 1194 code for a protein of 364 amino acids. Gene Ontology annotation, cellular component: chromatin; nucleus. Lineage: Eukaryota; Viridiplantae; Streptophyta; Magnoliopsida; Fabales; Fabaceae. The record is from RefSeq and is a predicted model, not a curated record. Gene Ontology annotation, molecular function: chromatin binding; histone binding. The transcript has 11 exons. Gene Ontology annotation, biological process: somatic cell DNA recombination; nucleosome assembly.